Musca domestica (house fly) is the source of this 2078-nucleotide messenger RNA. RefSeq names its product neither inactivation nor afterpotential protein G (gene ninaG). The transcript is spliced from 6 exons. The record is from RefSeq and is a predicted model, not a curated record. Gene Ontology annotation, molecular function: oxidoreductase activity, acting on CH-OH group of donors; flavin adenine dinucleotide binding. NCBI's taxonomy places the organism in Eukaryota, Metazoa, Arthropoda, Insecta, Diptera, Muscidae. Bases 118 to 1929 code for a protein of 603 amino acids.
UUCGUCGUUUGGUCAGCACAUUUAUUGUUAAUUGGAUUAGGCGAAGAGGGAAAUGAAAACAAAAUAAAUUAGUUGAUAGAAAAAUUCACUUUUGCGUGGAAAGUUGAAUUGUCGACUAUGGAUUACAGCAAAAUUUUUAUUUUACUCGCCCUUCUUGUCGGCCUCAUUUCUAUGCUAUGGUUUGUCAUAGCGGCCUUGAUGGAGGAACGUGUUCCGACCCUACAUCCAGGCGAAUAUAUUUUUGAUUAUGUGGUAGUUGGGGCUGGAACAUGUGGAUCUGUAGUCGCAUCGAUAUUGGCCAAGCAUAGCAAUGCGACAAUUUUAUUGGUAGAAGCUGGCGAGAAAUUUGGCAUUCUAAGUAAAGUUCCUCUACUGGCCACAUUUCAACAAAAGGGUAUCAAUGAUUGGGGAUUUCUUUCCACUUCCCAGCUACACUCAUCGAAGGGCCUCGAAGAUGCGCGUCAAUGUUUACCUCGUGGCAAAGGGCUCGGGGGAUCUGCUCAGCUGAAUUAUAUGCUUCACUUCGAUGGCUACGAAGGUGAUUUUGAAAGGUGGUCUAAUGAAUUGAAUUUAAAGAGUUGGAAUUGGUCUUCAGUGAAGCCUUUCUUGAAGGCUGGUACGGCUAGACCAUUCGAACGUCUGGACAUUAAACCAGAUUAUUCGCUGUUGGCAAAAGCUUUCAAUGAUGCCUCUGUGGAAUUUAUUGACAAGCCAUGGCAAUUCCGCAAGGCCCAGUAUAACAUAAAAAAUGGCUUAAGAUUCAGUGUGUAUCAACGUUUUCUACAAUCAGCCUACAAGCAAAAGAAUCUGAGAGUGAUGCUCAAUACUUAUGCCAAGUCAAUUCAAUUUGCACUGAAUCAAGAUACACAGAAAAAUGUAUACGCCAAAUCACUGUGGCUAUCAACAAAGGACGACAAAUCGGGAAAGGAAUAUAAUUUCGAGAUUAGAAUUGGGCGUGAAAUAAUAGUUUGUGCAGGUGCUUACCAAACUCCUCAACUCUUGAUGGUAUCGGGGCUGGGUAGGCACAGCGAAUUAGAAAAGAUAAUUGGAAAUGUGCCAUCCUUCUUGUCCGAAGUGCCUUUCGUUGGCCAGCAUUUGCACGAUCAUUUGAAUUUGCCAUUGUACGUAUCAAUAGAUGUGGUGGGACCAACAUUAAAUCAGCGGUCAUUGCUGAGCCCAUUGUCAAUACUGAACUAUUUGACGACAGGUGGUGGCCAUAUGGGAAAUUUCGGCGUUUUGGGACAUAUGGAGAAUUUCGGGCGCAAUCUUAGUGAUACCUAUGGCCUUACAUUCUUUGGAGCCGGUGCUAUCGAUGAGUCUGUCCUGAUGUCUAUAUCGAAUUUCAAAAAAUCACAUUUCAGAGCACUGUUCCCCCGCUACUAUAAUACGUCACAGGAAGGCUUCGUUAUGAUAUCGACGUGUUUGCAGCCUGCUUCCAGGGGAAAUGUGAAAAUACAAAGUGCAAAUGUCAAAAAACACCCAUUAAUUGAUCCAAACUAUAUGGCGGAGAAGGUGGAUGUGGAAUGCACAAUAAAGGCUAUUCGAGCGGGCAUAGAGGUGGUAACGUCAGAUGCUUUCUCUUCACUGGACAUAAAAAUCCAUUGGCCACGCAUCAAAGAGUGCAUCGGAUUGUUGGGAAAUAAUUUAAAACAAAAUCAGCCCACAGACGAGUAUUUGGAGUGCCUUAUUAGACAUGUUGGUUUGGGAUCUCAUCAUCCGGGGGGCACCUGUAAAAUGGGAACCACUAUUGACAAUAGUGUUGUGAAUGAACAAUUCAAAGUUCAUGGUUUCGAUAAAAUUCGUAUAAUUGAUGCCAGUGUGUUGCCAACGCCUGUUUCGGGAAAUCCAAAUUCCAUAUUGGUCGGCAUGGCUUUGAGAGGAGCGGCAAUGGUAUUAAAAGACCAUUUGAAUGAUGCUGAAGACAAAUAAAAUGCAUUGCACUAGGCUCCAGGAGAUAAAUAACAUUUUUUGAAAUACUGGAAAUAGAUGAUAUGGUGUAUAAUAAAAACUGGUUCCGCCAGCAACAUAGUUUGACCUUGAAUUAUAUAAACUGUGGAAUCGUGUUUACAUUGUUUUAG